This is a messenger RNA of Gopherus evgoodei (Goodes thornscrub tortoise), 3325 nucleotides long. Its product is annotated as putative methyltransferase DDB_G0268948. Gene Ontology annotation, molecular function: S-adenosylmethionine-dependent methyltransferase activity. Lineage: Eukaryota; Metazoa; Chordata; Testudines; Testudinidae. The record is from RefSeq and is a predicted model, not a curated record. Bases 102 to 917 code for a protein of 271 amino acids. The transcript is spliced from 7 exons.
ACAGCUAAUUCAUCAACUACGGCAGGAAUUCUUGCUUCCUGGGCAGCAAAUCCAUCUGUUUCAGUGACAUACACAGAUACAAGGUGCCAGUUUGCUGGAACAUGGCUGUGCGUUUGUUCGAGGCACGAGAUCAUGCAGUUUCAUAUCAGAAAUACAGAUUCUCUCCCCCAGAAAAUCUCCAAAGUGUCAUCUUCUCCUACCUGGAAGAAAAGAAGGUAGACCCCAUUCGGCUGGCAGUGGAUGUCGGCUGUGGGACGGGACAAAGCACUCGCGUCCUCGCAGCUCAUUUUGAGAAGGUGGUUGGGACAGACAUCAGUGAAGCUCAAAUAGAGGAAGCCAAACAAGCUGCCUCCUUCCCAAAUGUUUCUUACCAUGUGUGCCCUGCAGAGGAGCUGCCAUUUGCGGAUGGCUCUGUGGACCUCAUUACUGCUUUUACAGCUGCCCACUGGUUUGAUAUGCCGAAGUUCAUGAAAGAAGUGGAUCGCGUUCUCAAGCCACAUGGCUGUGUGGCUCUUAGCACCUACACUACAAACUUCAGUAUGCACUAUAAAGACUGCUCAGAGAGGCUUACAGAAAUCUUCACUGAGACCCAGGACCUUCUUCAUAAAUACGCAGAUGAAAAAGUAAAUCUUGUCAUUGCAGAGUAUAAAGAGGUGUUUGAGUCUGUGCCUUUUCCAGACAAGAAGAGAGUUACCCAGAUCUUAGACAGAAUUCCCAUGUCUGUUUCUGGGGUGAUCGGGUUUUUCCAGUCCUUCUCCAUGUAUCAAGCCUUUCUGAGGAGCGACCCUGAAGGAGCAAAAUCCCUCCUCCAAAAAACUGAACAAAGGUUCCUGGAGACCAUGGAAGUUUGCUCUAAUGAAACCCAGGUAGAGAUCUGGAUGAGGAGUGCUUGUAUUCUGGGCUGUAAGGGGCCAUGAAUGGAAAAUCCAGCAACGACCCUAUAGUCAGAAGAAUAAUCCCAUUUUUGGUAUUUACUGAUAACUGAUGUUAUCACCUUUAAAAUAUUUGAUUAAGAUCCUAGUAAAGUCAAUGGUAAAACACCCUACUCUUCAAUGGGAGACAAUGGAAGCACCAAGUCAAAUCGUAUCAAUAUUAGAAGGGCAUUCAUAGGAUGUUUUUUUCCUAUUUAAAGAGGAAAAGCUCAGUGUUCUGUCUGGCCAUCGUUCAACGAGCAUUGAAAGAAAUCAAGGACCUUUUGCCACAUAGAAGGCUGCGGAGAUUGGAUCAUAUAUGGAAUAUGUAAUAAACAUUGUGUUACCUAAAAGCUGAGAGAUUUUUAGAAGGCUUUAUAAUCCUACUGAGUGAAAAUAGCUUGCAGCAAAUCAACUGCUAUAUGUAAUUCCCUGUCAAUGGGGUAAGCAAAUAGGAACAGCAAUAAUGUUGUAGGGUUAUAGUAAUAAUACUUCACAGGCAUCUUUCAUCUAGAGCCCUCAAAGGGCUGUACCAGGUAAACAAAUAUUACUGUCUGCACUCCACAUUAAGUGAAGUAGAGACCAGCCCAAAACAUGCCAAUUACAGAACUUAUUACAGGCUACAGAUUUUCAAAAGAACUUGGCUUCCAUUUAGGCACUAAAAUAACUGACAGGAUUUUCUAGAAAUCUCAGCACCUUGGGUGCCUAGCUGUGUGUGACAAUCUGGCCAUGAAUGAGCUCUCUUGAAAAUCUGACUCCAUUGGUCAGUGCUGAGCACUUGAAAAUCUGUCUCUAAGUUUCUAAGCUAGAAUUAAUGAGAGUGACUUACAAUUACUAUGAUGGAUUUGGAGCUAUGUAAUAAUCUAAGAAUGUCGAGAUGUAGUAAUUUUAUGAACACUGUAUGUGAGCUGGUCAGUGAAGGGAAGUUAUUGUAUUCUGGCUUAAGACAUUCCUGUAGAAUGUAUCGAUCUAGUCAAAUAGGGGACGGCAGGAAAAACAACCAAGAAAGCAACACAAUAGCCACAUACAAGCAAACCUCCCAACAAACACUGGGCGUCAAUUACAGGACAAUAACCUACUUCCGGUCUCCAGCUCAAAGUGAUGCUGUUUUGCUAGGCUGGGAGCUUAGAGAUUAAAAGCAGCAAAGAGUCCUGUGGCACCUUAUAGACUAACAGACGUUUUGGAGCAUAAGCUUUCGUGGGUGAAUACCCACUUUGUCAGAGAUCAAAAGGACACUAAACAGUUGAAAAGCACCUAUCACGAGAGGAUAGACAUGCAUCUGGAGGGUCGCGGACAAGAUAUGCAUUUAGACAGGUUUAUUAUUUAAAGAUUUUUCUCUUCAGUGCUGUGGUUCUAAAUAUAGACUUUGCUUUAAGAAGGCUGCCUGGUCACUGGUUAACACUGUCACUGCUUCCUGGGAGCAGAGGCACUGAAAAUGAAUCAUGUGAGGUAAUCACAGUUUAGGGCCAGGGCUGCAGGCCCCUGCAUUGUGGGAGAAUCGCAUAAUUCUCCCCCUGAAGAGAGUGACAGCUUGGGACCUGAAUGGGUGUGCACUCAGAAGCCAGGUGGGGUCAGAGGUGCAGUUAACCUGGUAACUGUGACAUAUAUGGUGGCAGCAUGGUGGGAUGGUGAGAGAUUUGAACUUCUAGUAAGUGCCAACAGCAGGGAAAGCAAGUGCUAUUGUAAGAAAAAGCAAAAAGAACGUGUCUUGUGGCCUCUUCCGGAAAUGAAUAGGAAAGGGCAGGAAAGAUGAGCUAUGACUGUGCAACUGAAGAAAGUCAGCUGGUGAAGAUAUGCAGAGAGGGGCAGCUAAACUCCCAAGAGAUGACAAGGCCACAGCUGUUUACCCUGUUGUAUUCUGAGAAUCAGAAAAGGAAUUUCAGAGGAAUCUAACCACACUAGGAAAAUGGAUAACAUUGUGGUGGAUUAAAUUCAGCAUUGAUAAAGACAAGGUAACACACCGUGGAAGGGAUCAUUUGAAUUACUCAUACACAUUGCUGGAUUCCAGGUUAAUCGUAUCGGCUCCAGAGAGAGACCUCAGCAUCAGUGGAGAGGAGCAAACAAAAUUUUCGGAUGCAUAAGGAGUUGGGUUGAAAGUAAUACAGCCUCUCUAGGAACCCUGUGCUCAGUUCUGGGCACUCUGCUUCAGAAAGGAGAUAGCAGACAAAAGUGUUCACAGAUGGGUGAUGAAAUGAUUAGACAUCUGCAGAAACUUUUGAAGGAAAAGAUCUGAAACUGGCCACUGCUGUAAACAGGCUACUAAAAAGGAUGGGCCACUGAUCUGAUGCGCUAUAGCAUUUUUUGGCUUCCCAUGGUGAGGCAGUGUCUCAGCUUCUCAUGUCACCGCUCUCAUAAAUCUGUCCAUUUUAAAAUAUAUAUAUCUAUAUACAGGGCCGGCUUUAGGAAGUGUGGGG